AUGCUACCAACCCAGAGACUGGAAGAGUUAAUGGCCACUAUGAGGCUUCCCCAGAGGCCAAUGCCGAGGUUCAGCGGAGGGACUUGUGAUGAGUAUUGGGAGUUCAAGCAUGCCUUCCAAAGACACACUGGGAAGGUGCCCAUACCCUAUGCACUAAAAUUGGAAAUACUUCUCUCGGCCUACACCGGCCGCGCUAAGAAAUCCCUAAGAGCGUGCCUGCAAAUAGAAGACCCCAGGGCAGGAUACGAACAAGCUCUAGCCUUGCUAGAAGAGCGUUAUGGCAACAAGCAAGCCUACGUCCAAGAACUAAUAGGCAAGGUCCUAAGUGGCCCAGCCGUGAGAACAGAUGACAUUAAAGGAACUCGUGGACGAUCUAGGAAAUUGCGUAAACAACUUAAAGGUGCUGGGAAAACUGCACGAAAUUGA
Messenger RNA from Homarus americanus (American lobster), 426 nucleotides. RefSeq lists its product as uncharacterized. The record is from RefSeq and is a predicted model, not a curated record. The coding region runs from base 1 to 426 and encodes 141 amino acids. NCBI's taxonomy places the organism in Eukaryota, Metazoa, Arthropoda, Malacostraca, Decapoda, Nephropidae. The transcript has a single exon.